AUGACCUUGAAACAACCAAUCAAAAGUAGAUCUCAAGUUGACGUAUGGGUUAUGAGUAUUAUUUCCGAAUUAAAGCCUCAUCUUCAUAUAAACUUAGUUCCGCAAUUUUAUUUUUUAAGUGGCAAACUAACUGUUUUGCUGCGAGUGUUUUCGGAUUUCUUCUCUGAUUGGCCGUUUCAAGAACAAUUUACCCAGUUAACAGACAGUUUAACAACAACAAAUGUUCUACAUUCUUCGUACUACUUAUAA
Trichobilharzia szidati is the source of this 249-nucleotide messenger RNA. The record is from the annotation of a GenBank genome assembly. NCBI's taxonomy places the organism in Eukaryota, Metazoa, Platyhelminthes, Trematoda, Strigeidida, Schistosomatidae.